This is a messenger RNA of Styela clava, 2419 nucleotides long. Its product is annotated as lathosterol oxidase-like. The record is from RefSeq and is a predicted model, not a curated record. Gene Ontology annotation, molecular function: oxidoreductase activity; iron ion binding. Gene Ontology annotation, biological process: lipid biosynthetic process. NCBI's taxonomy places the organism in Eukaryota, Metazoa, Chordata, Ascidiacea, Stolidobranchia, Styelidae.
UUACAGAUGAUACUGCGAUAGAGUAUAUUAAUUUUACCUAACAAAAAAAUGGCGAAUAACGACAAAGAUACCGAAGUGUUGUACAAACUCGGCACUUUCAAAUGGAACAUCCCAAGCUUAAAUCCCAAAUCUCUCGCUCUUAUACUAAGUCCCUUAAUUGUCGCCCUACUCGGGGCUUCAUCCCGUGGCGAUAUUCUGGUAUAUUUCGUCCUCGCUUGGAUGAAUUGGGAUAAGUUUUCGAUCACUGGAAACAACACAAAGACGAACGUAACCGAUUCGUCGUCAGAUGGUUUAUUACAAAACAAUCAGAAGACGACAAUGGAGUCUGACGUCAUAAGAAGCCCGGUAGAUGAUUUUCUUCAUCAGUACAAGUUGGAUAACGUUUACUACGUCGUUCCAGCGGCAAUUUUGUUGUCCUAUGUCAUAUUUUUUGGACUGGGAGGAUAUUUACAAUGGUAUUAUUACAUCCAACGUAGGGACAUUCCAGAAACAUGGAAAUGCCAACCGAAGAGAUUCCUCUCUAAAAAGGAUGAAAGACAUGAAAUUCUUCUUGGUGCCAGCAAUCUUGUUCUUGGGGCGACAUUAUCCGGAUUUCUGGCAACCCUGAUCACCAACGGAGCAAAUAUUUCUACUUUAUACUUCUCCAUUGCUGACUAUGGAUGGAUGUAUUUCGUCGUCUCGACCGCUCUGACUUUCCUAUUUCAAGAUGCCGCAGCGUAUUAUGUGCACAGGACUCUUCACUGGCCUUAUUUCUACAAGAAAUUCCACAAGUAUCAUCACAGAUAUCAUUCACCCACGGCCUUCAGUGCAGUAGCGAUGCAUCCUGUGGAAUUCCUAACUCUUCAGUUCUCACUCAUUAUACCGAUGUUCACUGUUCCUGUCCAUUUCGUUGGUUUCCUCGGAUGCAUUUUCUACAAUUACUAUUACGGGAUGAUUGACCAUUCAGGUAUUGACUUCGAAGCAAUCUGGCCUUGGCAACCACCAGUGCGUUUCCAUGACGACCACCACCGAUAUUUUCACGUCAAUUUCGGCUUCAACACUCUGAUUUUUGAUCGCUUCCAUGACACCUUGAGAAAGAGGUCGAGAGCGUACUCCGAGUCUAUUUUCGGCGGCAAAGGGCAGGAAAAGGGGACGGAGAGUAGCAGUAAUAAAAUCGAUUGAAGGGGUUUUGGGGGUUAGAGUCGGGGGGAAUGGGGGUGGUUGUGUGUGUUUAUAAAUGCGACAUAUAGAUAUGACUUGAGCAUACUGAUCGUCAUUUGCGUCAAUGGUACCAGAAUAAUCAAAUCUAAAUGUCGGCGCGAAGAUGUUAUGCCGUAUGUCUCAAUGAUUUAUAUGUUGCAUUGUUCUUUGUAUUAUUACGUAUUUUAGGCUUCACUGACUAGAGUAUUGCGUCACAAUGCAAUUUAUAUUUCUCUUGGGGUAGAGAAAUUUAAAGUCAAUGCAGGGUCCCACUUUUUGGUACUCCCGUAGUAUGUGUACCAGGUUAGGGUUAGGUCAUAAUUUUAUUUGCGAUUUUCCUUAUUUUAGUUCUAUUACGAAUUCGGGGACUGUUUGUGUUAGAGAAUUGAAUACACCCCCUGUCCAUAGGUUUCAGUCCCUUUACACAACUUGAUGUAAAAUGAGCAAACAAAAUUAGUUACCUCCUUCUGGACGUACGCUUAGAGAAGUAAUUUUUUGGCAAAUUAUUUUUUUUUUUUUAAUAAAUACUUGGUUUACGUGUAACACACAGAUCCAUAAUUUUUUACUCUAAUCGUAUUGCUGUCGCAUGCAACAUGGAGGUGAAUCAGUUAUUCGCGCUAAACGUUUUCCCCAAAAAGCAUUCUUUUUUCCAAAAUUUCGUAUAGAUAUGACUUGAGCAUACUGAACGUCUUUCGCGCCAAUGGUACCAGAAUGAGUUUCACGAAUGUAUCUUUCCGUAUUCCGGCAAGCAAAUUAAAAUGUCAAAAUCAAACUUUUGAAGAGCUAAAAUUAUUCCGAUUUGGACUAAAUAUGGAAGUUUGACUCGGGAAAAUGCUCCUUUUUAGGUCAUUUUGCACUUAUUCGCUCAUAAUUAGGCUGUUGAUAAUCAAAUUUGCCGAAAUUCCAUUCAGCGCAAAGAUGUUAUGACGCAUGCCUCAAUGAUUUAUAUGUUGCAUCGUUCUUUAUAUUUUAUGUUUUUACGUAUUUUAUGCUUCACUGAUUAAGUUAUUGCGUAACAAUGCAAUUUGUAUCCUAUAGAUCAAGUUUACUUUCGCAAUUUUAAUGAUGUCCCCAUAAGUUCCAGAUGUGACAAUAUUGUGCAAAUACAGACAAUAGCCUAUCCCAGUGGGGCGCGCAGACGAUUUGAAGGCGCGUGGGGUUAAUUGUUAAGUUUGAUCUUGCCGCUUUGUUUUGGAUAUUACCAUUCCUAUAUUUUGAAUAUUUACGUUCCAUUCACUUU